Molecule: messenger RNA, 432 nt
Organism: Postia placenta MAD-698-R-SB12
Lineage: Eukaryota; Fungi; Basidiomycota; Agaricomycetes; Polyporales; Adustoporiaceae
Exons: 3
Coding region: 1-432 (143 amino acids)
Source: RefSeq, a predicted model, not a curated record
AUGUCGUGCGUCUCGACCUCCGAUUUCCUCGUUUGCAUCCGCCAGGCCGCACGCCGCUCAAGACAGGGAUGCAUUACUCAGUCUCUUUCCUUCAUCUAUUCCCAAGGCAGCUCUGGAGUUCGCUACGGACAUCGUCAAUAUGCAGGGGAUAAUCAGGCUGACUUCAAUUCAAGAGGCGAAGAGGACGAGACAGGCGAAGAGGACGAGACAGGCGAAGAGGACGAGAAAAAAGAGGAUUCAGGCAAUGACGCAACAUAUAUAGAGAAGUAUACGAUCGAUGGACGGCAACCUCCUUCCCUGCGCUCAAUAAAUGCGACGCUGACCAUCUGGAUAAGACAGUCCCAGCGUCGCGAGCAUGUUCAAGAGAGGGCUGACGGCGGCAUGGACCAUGCUGCCGAGAAGAUUGACCCCGUUCGCAAUCUGACAUGUUAA